AUGUGCAUCGCCCUAAUUGCGACCUCGCACCCCAAAUACGCCCUCAUCGUCCUCGACAACCGCGAUGAAUACGUGCUCCGCCCCACCAGCCGGCCCUCGUGGUGGACACACGCCGAGUCGGGCCACUCGGUGUUGUCGGCGGUCGACCUCCACCGACGCGAGCACGGCACCUGGAUGGGUAUUACCAAGCAAGGACGACUCGCUGUGCUGACUAAUUAUCGCGAGACCAACUGCAAUGACCCGGAGCACCCCAUCAACGGAGUGAAGAGCCGGGGCGGCAUGGUGACGGCGUGGCUGGGCGCGCCCGAUGAACAGGAUCUGCAGGAUUUUGUGAUAAAGAUGCUGGAGGGCAGAAUGGUGAAAGGCGUCGGUGGCUUUUCGCUGAUUUGUGGGGAUUUGAAGAGGAAAGGGAAGAAGGAGAUUGAGCCGCUGGCGAUUAUUUCGAAUCGGAGUGAAGGGUUGGACAGUGUGCCUUGGAUUGGCGGGGAGAGGGACAAGGUUUGGGGCUUGAGUAACACGGUGUAUACGGAGCCCGCGACGUGGAAGAAGGUUAAGCUGGGCAAACAGCUGCUGGAAGAAGCUAUUCGAAAAGCGGUGGAGAAGGAUCUCGACGAGGACGAAUUGACGGAGGCUCUGUACUCUGUGCUCGAUACCGACACGCUCCCGCUCAAGCCCGGCAUGAAGUUCGAGGAGUUUCUGGAUGCGUUGCAGGAAUCGAUAUUCGUACCAGCAAUGGAUGACGAGACCAAGAGCCAAGAAUGGAGGACCACAGCUGAAAGUAAGAAGAUGAAGGUGGCGUUCAACGCGAUUGAAGACGAGAGUUGUGAGACAAUUCAGCAUGCGGGGUUAGAGGCGCCCGUUAUGUUUGACACGGGACCGUACGGCACGCAAAGACAGACCAUUAUACUGGUCGACUGGGAAGGGAAUGUUACGUACAAGGAGCGGGCUCUGUGGGAUGCUGACGGCAAUUCAAUUGAACGUGGCAAGGGAGACAUGACGUUCAAAUUUGCGGUCGAUGAGUAG
Molecule: messenger RNA, 1023 nt
Organism: Pseudomassariella vexata
Lineage: Eukaryota; Fungi; Ascomycota; Sordariomycetes; Amphisphaeriales; Pseudomassariaceae
Product: NRDE protein-domain-containing protein
Exons: 1
Coding region: 1-1023 (340 amino acids)
Biological process (GO): Golgi organization; protein secretion
Cellular component (GO): Golgi apparatus
Source: RefSeq, a predicted model, not a curated record